Microdochium trichocladiopsis is the source of this 4421-nucleotide messenger RNA. RefSeq names its product AMP-binding enzyme. Lineage: Eukaryota; Fungi; Ascomycota; Sordariomycetes; Xylariales; Microdochiaceae. The transcript has a single exon. Bases 405 to 4274 code for a protein of 1289 amino acids. The record is from RefSeq and is a predicted model, not a curated record.
CUCACUACUCCCGAACGGCCGUUCUGUGGCACAAUUCUCUCAGUACGUUGCCAUUUCCGACACACCUUCAGCCUGUCUCUGUCUCCAUCACACAAGAGGUCGAGUCUAGAGGAGUGCCGGCACCCAAACGCCACUUGCUUGCUGAAGAUACGACUACCCAGAUAUUACCUGCCUCUCUCCCUCUCAACUGCAGAGUCUGUGGGACAUCCUGCGGACAACUCUUCUGCGCCGCAGAGACCAAAACUGCUGGCGACUACAGAGAGCGGGUUGCCCGCCAGUCGCUGCUGGACCCUGGAAUUGCACCACUCGGUCUAACCUCACCGCAUCGGAAAUUGCUCACGGUGCCCACUCCCAACCAUCAAGCCACCCCGCCAAAACCGCGGUCCAGGGGCGGCAACCUCAAAAUGCCCGUCAUCGACACCAGCAAAGACCUGGCUGCGCUCUUCAGCGCCCAGGCAAAAGCCACGCCAGACGUGAUUGCCCUCGAGGGCGGCGAGAUCCAGUACUCUUACGCCCAGCUUGACCGCGAGGUCGAGGCGCUGUCAGAAAAGCUCCGCCGCCAUGGAGUUGGCCGGGACGACCUGGUCGGAGUACUGAUGGGCCGGAGUGCGGACUAUGUCAUCUCCUGCCUCGCAGCUUUGCGCGCUGGCGGUGCAUUUUUGGUGCUCGAGCUGGCAUACCCACCAGGCUUGCUCGCCGAUGUGCUCGAGGAUGCUCAGCCGGCUGUCGUAAUUACACAUACUGCCCACAUUGGCAAGAUCCGCGAAGGCGUGCCUACUAUAGUUCUCGAGCAGAAUAGGCCACGACUGGAGAAUGGCGACGCCAAUGGCCACACGAAUGGCUACGCCAAGGAACUGCCUGCUGAGGAUGACCUCGAUCGCCUAGCCUUCGUCUCGUACUCUUCUGGCACAACCGGCAAACCGAAAGGUAUCGCCAAUCCGCACAGCGCUCCGGUCCGUUCCUACGAGCUGAGGUUUAGAUUGAGUGAUCUCCAGGUCGGGGAUCGCGUCGCUUGCAAUGUAUUCUUCAUCUGGGAAAUCUUGCGGCCUCUACUCAGGGGUGCGACGGUCGUCACUGUGCCUGACGAGACCAGCUACGACCCUGUCGCCCUUGUCGAUCUCCUACGAAACAAGCGCAUCACAGAAACAUUAAUGACGCCCACGCUUCUGGCGACUGUACUUGCGAGGCAUCCCCAGCUCGGCAAUCGUGUCAAGGAUUUAAAGACGAUAUGGCUCAACGGCGAGGUUGUGACAACAGAUCUGGCGCGCCGAGCGUUGAAAGCUCUUCCGUCCGCGCGGUUGCUUAACUGCUACAGUGCCAGCGAGACCCACGAGAUCGCAUGCGGCGACAUCGGCAAGAUGUUCGACCCGAACGCGCCAGUAUGCCCGGUUGGACCCCCCAUUGACCCUGAACACACAUACAUUCUUGAUGAGCGUGGGCACAAGGUUGAGCCGGGCACCAGCGGCGAAUUGUUCAUUGGUGGGGGCCUUCUAGCCAGAGGCUACCUCAACCUGCCAGAGACCACAGCGAAGGCUUUCUCACCUGAUCCGUUUGCGAACGCACCCAACGCACGGAUGUACGCCACAGGAGACACUGCCAAAGUACUGCCGAGCGGCCUUCUUGAAAUCACUGGCCGCGUGGGUGCAAUGAUCAAGAUCAGAGGCUACAGCGUUCAGCCCCCAGCAGUCGAGAAGGCCAUCAUCGACCAUUUGACUGUCAGCAACUGCGCGGUUAUUGGCUAUGGUGACGGACUGGAGAAACAGCUGUGUGCAUACGUCGUUCGCGACAAAGAGGCGUCGGCUGGUCGUGCCGAACUUGUCAUUGACGAGGCAGGCUACAGCCCUGCAUCUCGCAAAGUGUUGGCACCACACCUGGCACAGUACAUGAUCCCAGCCCUGUGGAUCGAAUUGGAUGAGCUUCCAACCCACGAGGUAUCGGGUAAAGUAGACAUGAAGAGACUACCGUCACCAAAGUCUCAUGGGCGGCGCACUGGGAGCCCGACUGCCGACGGUCAGAAAAUCGAUCGCGACCAGAAAAUCACGCUCCAGGAUAUCGCCAAGAUCUGGGCAGCGGCACUUCAGGUCACCCCGAAACAAGUCAUGCAGCAGGAGCAUGACUUCUUCGAUCUUGGAGGGCACUCGCUGGCUCUGGUCGACAUCGUUACCAAAUUGACGGCUGGUUACGGUUUCCCUGUGCCUCUGGGGCGGCUUGCGGGAAACCCAACUCUUCAGGGCCACCUUGACGUCGUCUUACAGGCUCGCGAUGGUCAUACGGCGGCUGUGCAAGCAGACCUGCCUAAGAUUCUACGUGCAGACUGCAUUCUUGCAGAUGAUGUUCGUCCUAGCGGGGCAAAGAUGUGCCCGAUCAGCGAGGCAGAUACCAUCCUGCUGACAGGAGUCACGGGCUACCUGGGCGCUUUCUUGCUCACGACGCUUCUUGAGACAACGAACGCCAACAUCAUUUGCCUCGUCCGCUUUGCGGAUCUUUCAAUCGAUAAUUUCCCUGCCGCUAUGGCGCGUAUCCGGAGAAAUAUGCUGGAUCUCGGUCUAUGGAACGACUCGAUUAUUGAUCGUAUUGAGCCUCUGCCAGCCAACUUGGCUCGCAAGCGGUUUGGUCUGUCUCCCGAAGAAUUUGACGACCUCGCCGCGCGUACUCAGGUCAUCAUCCACUCGGCUGCUACUGUCAACCUGGUGUACCCUUACGCCGCGAUGCAAGGUGCCAAUGUUGGAGGGACGCGUGAGAUCAUUCGACUGGCUUGCAAGGCGAACGCCACCCUCCACCACGUCUCAACCAACGGUGUGCUCACCGAGUCUGUGGAAGGAUGGGAUGAAGAUACCAUGGUCGACGUCGACGACGUACCGACAAAGCUGCUUGAUGGGUAUGGCCAGACCAAGUGGGUAGCAGAGAAGCUUGUUCUCGAAGCCGAGAGGCGAGGCCUGCCGGCCAGGAUAUACCGGCCUGGCACUAUCAGCGGACACAGCGUGUCCGGCUCGACAAAUCCAUACGAUCUUCUCAACGCGCUCAUCAUCGAGUCUCUGCACCUCGGACACUACCCGGAUAUUGAUAACUGGUACGCGGAGAUGACACCGGUCGACUUUGUCAGCAAGGCGAUUGCCACCAUUGCGGACCACGUCGACACAACACAGCGCAUCUUCCACGUGGGCGAUCCGAACCCAGUCAAGACCAAGGAGAUCUUUGAGCACCUGCAAGUUCUUGGAUAUCCCACCACGCCGCUGGCCUGGAAUGAGUGGGUCGAGCUCUGGAAUGAGAAGAGGGGUGGCGGCAAAGGUGGGGAAGGAUCGUUCACAGUCGACAUUCUUCAGCGAGGCAUGCCCGAGCGCGAGUUCCUCACCUGGGUCACCGUCCUCAAAGAUACUAAGACACAACCCGUCCUCGCUAGCCACGGUCUGGUGCGUCCCAAGAUCGACCGGGAAAUCCUCCAGAUCUACGCCCGCCACUUCCGCGUUCGAGGUUGGCUUCCGCGCCGCGUGAACCGCAGCCAGCUCAAAAAGGUCGGCCCGCCUGUCAAAACCAUGGGUCCCCUCUCCGGUAAGGUCGCCGUCAUCACGGGCGCCUCGUCCGGCAUCGGCGCCGCCGUGGCCCGCGCACUGGCCCAGGAGGGCGCUCACGUCGCCCUGGCCGCCCGCCGCGUGGACGAGCUCGAAACCCUCAAGACGUCGAUGGCGUCGAGCGCCAAGGUGCUCGUGCACAAGACAGACGUCACCGACCGCGCACAGGUCGAGUCGCUGCUCAAGACGGCCAGCGAACAGCUCGGUCCUGUAGACAUUCUCGUCUCGUGCGCAGGCGUCAUGUACUUCACCAUGAUGAAGAACGUGCAGGUGGACGAGUGGGAGCGCACCGUCGACGUCAACUGCAAGGGUCUUCUGCACUGCCUGUCCUCGACAGUGCCGGGCAUGCUGUCCCGUGGAAGCGGCCAUAUUGUCGCCAUCUCCUCCGACGCCGGCCGCAAGGUCUUCCCAGGCCUGGGCGUCUACUCGGCGAGCAAGUUCUUUGUCGAGGCCACCCUGCAGUCGCUGCGCCUCGAGACGGCCGGCUCGGGCCUGCGGGUGACUUCGGUGCAGCCGGGCAACGUCGCCACGGACCUGCUGGGCAUGUCGACGGACCAGGAGGCGCUCAAGAAGUACGGCGAACCCUCUGGUGCCAAGGUGCUCGACCCGGCCGACGUGGCCAACUCGAUUGUCUAUGCCCUGCAGCAGCCCGCCCACGUCGCUGUCAACGAGAUCCUCAUUGAGCCGAGGGACGAGCCAAUCUGAGCAUUUGUGAUACCCAAGGGUGCUUCACUGGGAUGGAAGCCCUUGAGGUGGGAAAAUGAAAUGUGUGCUUAGUACCAUCAGUGUGUGUGUGUCAAGCACAAAAGCCAUAGACAUAAAUAACCCUUUUAAUCACUUUUCACUAUACCG